Tarenaya hassleriana is the source of this 1880-nucleotide messenger RNA. RefSeq names its product probable protein S-acyltransferase 7. The transcript has 5 exons. Gene Ontology annotation, molecular function: protein-cysteine S-palmitoyltransferase activity. The record is from RefSeq and is a predicted model, not a curated record. Gene Ontology annotation, biological process: protein targeting to membrane; peptidyl-L-cysteine S-palmitoylation. Lineage: Eukaryota; Viridiplantae; Streptophyta; Magnoliopsida; Brassicales; Cleomaceae. Gene Ontology annotation, cellular component: endoplasmic reticulum; Golgi apparatus. Bases 261 to 1589 code for a protein of 442 amino acids.
UCUCCAUCGGAGAAAAAAAGUGGGGGGAACCCACCAUUGAAAUUGGAAGAGAAAGGGGAAAAAUCCCUUCUUUUUCGCUGGCUUACUCGUGCCUUCUCGGCGAACUCGCCGGAAUCCGAAUCCCAUCGCCGGAGACUAGCUCUCUCUCCUCUUUAUCUUCUUGCCCUUUUCGUUUUAUUUCCGUUUGCGUACUUCUGCGGGAGCGAUUUUGUUGCUCAGCUUUGGUGGUGAAGUGAGAGAGAGAGAGAGAGAGGCGAGAGAUGUAUGUGGUUCCUCCACCACAGCGAUCCGAUCUGGGAUCCAACGGUGAUUUGCGGGUAUACCAAACAUGGAAAGGAAGCAAUAUAUUCUUUCUCCAGGGAAGGUUUAUAUUCGGACCAGACGUAAGAUCAUUGGGGCUGACCAUACUUCUCAUUGCUGCCCCUGUUACAAUUUUCUGCAUCUUUGUCGCUUGGAAGCUGAUGGACGACUUCUCAGAUAGCUGGGGAGUGUCAAUAGUAGUUGUUGCUGUUGUGUUUACCAUUUACGAUUUGAUUCUUCUGCUGUUCACAUCCGGAAGAGAUCCCGGGAUUAUCCCACGAAAUGCCCAUCCUCCAGAGCCUGAAGGCCUUGAUGGCAACACUGACACAGUGGCUGGCCAGACUCCUCAGUUGCGACUGCCCCGCAUGAAGGAAGUGCAGGUUAAUGGAUUCACAUUUAAGGUCAAGUACUGCGAUACUUGCAUGCUUUACAGGCCUCCUCGUUGCUCACACUGCUCAAUUUGCAACAACUGUGUGGAGAGGUUUGAUCAUCACUGCCCUUGGGUCGGUCAAUGUAUUGGGUUGAGGAACUACCGAUUCUUUUUCAUGUUUGUCUUCUCAACGACCCUACUCUGUAUAUAUGUGUUUGCCUUCUGCUGGGUCUACAUCAGGAAGAUCAUGGAAUCAGAACAUAUAAGCAUUUGGAAGGCGAUGCUCAAAACCCCUGCAUCAAUUGUUCUGAUAAUCUACACGUUCAUUUCAAUGUGGUUUGUCGGGGGAUUAACAGCCUUUCAUUUGUAUCUCAUCAGCACAAACCAGACUACAUAUGAGAACUUCAGAUACAGAUAUGACCGACGUACCAACCCGCAUAACAAAGGAGUGGUUGAAAACUUCAAAGAGAUCUUCUGUUCCCCUAUCCCGUCUUCGAAGAACGAUUUCAGGAGUAAGGUGCCACGAGAACCUCCGCUUCCUUCCAGACCUGUGGCUGGCGGUUUUAUGAGUCCAAACAUGGGAAAGGCCAAUGAUGACAUUGAAAUGGGCAGAAAAGCGGUUUGGGCAGACAUGGGUCCAGCCAUGGGUGAUCAUGAUGAUGGGAAACUCGGUAACAACGAAAGGUUACAUGUUAAAGAUGGCGAAUUAGGUGAGUUAUCUCCAGACAUUAGGACCACAGUGGAUGGACCAGGUGACAGGAUGGGUAUGCACCCAAGGCGAUCAAGCUGGGGAAGGAAGAGCGGAAGCUGGGACAUGUCACCAGAAGUUAUGGCCUUAGCAGCCAGGUUAGGGGAACAAAAUCAAGUUGGAGGCAGCAGCAGUGGCAGUGGCUUAAUGGUCGAGAACCGGCCCAUGUAGUCUGAUGUGAUGCUGUUGAAAGACAGAAUCAAGUCUGGUGAAUACAGUUUAGAAAAAUUUGAAGGCCUGUUUCAGUGGUGAUGCUGUGUUGGGUUUGGCUUAUUGUGUUCUAAAGGGAAGCAAUGGUCAUAGUGUGUUGUUUGUACGAGUGAAGCUUCUUCUUUUUCCUUCUUUUCUUCAGGUUUGGCUUUGGAUGUGGCAAAAGACAGUUAGGGUUCUAGUUGUUUUGCUCCUUAUGUCCAUACAGUUAAUCAGAAAUCUCUGUGUUAUGAUCAAAAUCUUUGUGUUUUA